Messenger RNA from Talpa occidentalis (Iberian mole), 1481 nucleotides. RefSeq names its product isocitrate dehydrogenase [NAD] subunit gamma, mitochondrial-like. Bases 93 to 1256 code for a protein of 387 amino acids. Gene Ontology annotation, cellular component: mitochondrion. The transcript has a single exon. Gene Ontology annotation, biological process: isocitrate metabolic process; tricarboxylic acid cycle. The record is from RefSeq and is a predicted model, not a curated record. NCBI's taxonomy places the organism in Eukaryota, Metazoa, Chordata, Mammalia, Eulipotyphla, Talpidae.
AUUAUGGAUCUAGAAUUCCACCAAAAGAAGCCAGUUCAAGGUGAGAGAAAGAAAAUGUGUUCUUAUGUACAUUAAUUUUCCACUUAAUAAUCAUGGCGCUGAAGACUCUAACAGCUGUGAGUUGCUCUGUGAAAACUUUUUUCCAACCUACAAUUCUCAAACGUUCUUGGGAGAUUCUGCUUGGCCAUGAGAUCUCCAUGAGGAGUUCUUCAUUUCAGAAGAGUAUUCCUCCAUCAGCCAAAUAUGGUGGGCGGCACACUGUGACCAUUAUUCCUGGGGAUGGCGUUGGUCCUGAACUUAUGCUUCAAGUCCAGAAUGUUUUCAGACAUGCAAAUGUGCCUGUGGACUUUGAAGAAGUGAAGGUUAACUCCAGUUCUUCUGAAGAGGACCUUCACAAUGCCAUCUUGGCAGUCCGUCGAAACCGUGUGGCCCUGAAGGGUAACAUUGAAACUGACUACAAUUUGCCUCCAUCUCACAAAUCCCGCAACAACAUCUUUCGCACCUGUCUAGAUCUCUAUGCAAGUGUUAUCCAUUUCAAGAACAUGCCAGGUGUGGAGACCUGGCAUAAGAAUAUAGACAUCUUAGUUGUUCGGGAAAACACAGAGGGUGCAUACAGCAUGCUGGAGCAUGAGAGUGUGAAGGGAGUGAUAGAGAGCUUAAAGAUCGUCACCAAGGUCAGGUGCAUGCGCAUCGCCAAAUAUGCCUUUGAGCUGGCCCAGAAGAUGGGGCGCAAGAAAGUGACAGCUGUGCACAAGGCCAACAUCCUGAAACUAGGAGAUGGUCUCUUCCUCCAGUGCUGUCAGGAGGUGGCGUCCUGCUACCCUCAGCUCACCUUUGAAUGCAUGAUUGUGGAUAACACCACCAUGCAGCUGGUAUCCCAGCCCCAGCAGUUUGACGUCAUGGUGACACCCAAUCUCUAUGGCAGCAUUAUCAACAAUGUCUGUUUGGGGUUGGUUGGGGGAGCAGGUCUUGUGCCAGGUGCUGCCUAUGGCCAACUAUUUGCGGUUUUUGAAACAGCUGCAAGACAAUCAGGCAAGAGUAUAGCUAAUAAGAAUGUUGCCAACCCUACUGCCAUGCUGCUGACAAGUUGCAUUAUGCUGGAUUACCUCCAGCUCGAGACCUAUGCCACCACCAUUCGUACUGCAGUCUUGACUUCCUUGAAGAACAAAGAUACCUUUACCCCAGAUAUUGGAGGCCAGAGUACCACACUGAACACCAUUCAAAAUAUCAUCAGUCACAUCAGAAAUGCCAAAUAAAUGAUCGGUCCUUUGGAGACUAUGCUAUCCCAAGCAUAGCCCCAAGUCCUUCCUGCCCACUCUUUACCUCACACUACCUUCUGAGAACCCCCUGCCAGCUUCACUUGAGUAGACUUCAGAAUUAGCUGACUCCUGCCCCAACUAAGAAGUGUAUGUAUGGAUGGGGAAGGGGAAAGGGAAGGGGUACAAAAUCAACUGAUUUUUAAAAAAUAUUAAAGUGUUUAA